AUGGCCGAGGAUGAAUCUACAAUUGAUUUGGAAGAAAUAUUUCGAAUAAUGUUUUCCAACGGUCCUGACACAGAUCCUCCGACAGGUUCAACAGAUUCAGCAGGUUUAACAGAUUCAGCAGGUUUAACAGAUUCAGCAGGUUCAACAGAUUCAGCAGGUUCAACAUAUUCAGCAGGUUCAACAGAUUCAGGAGGUUCAACAGAUUCCGCAGCUUCAACAGAUACAGCAGGUUCAAUAGAUUUGGCAGGUUCAACAGAUUCAGCAGGUACAGCAGAUUCUGCAGGUUUAACAGGUUCCGCAGGUUCAACAGAUUCAGCAGGUUCAACAGAUUCAGCAGGUUCAACAGAUUCAGAAUCAGAUGCAACUGUCUUUGCUGAUUCGGAUUAUUCAACAGAUUCUUCUGCUUCAACAGAUAUAUCCGAUUCAACAGGUUCAUUCAACAAAUUCAGCAGGUUCAACAGAUUCAACAGGUUCAACAGAUUCAGCAGGUUCAACAGAUUCAGCAGGUUCAACAGAUUCACAGUAUCAGCAGGUUCAACAGAUUCAGCAGGUUCAACAGAUUCAGCAGGUUCAACAGAUUCAGCAGGUUCAACAGAUUCAGCAGGUUCAACAGAUUCAGCAGGUUCAACAGAUUCAGCAGGUUCAACAGAUUCAGCAGGUUCAACAGUAUCAGCAGGUUCAACAGAUUCAGCAGGUUCAACAGAUUCAGCAGGUUCAUCUGAUUCAUCAGGUUUAACAGAUUCAGCAGGUUCAACAGAUUCAGCAGGUUCAACAGAUUCAACAGGUUCAUCUGAUUCAUCAGGUUUAACAGAUUCAGCAGGUUCAUCUGAUUCAACAGAUUCUGGUGGUUCGGUGAAUUCAGGGGAUUUGUCAACGGUUUCCACAACUAACCCAGCUGAAGAGGAAACCAACCCAACCACAGAAAAUAUAAUGAUAUUAGUUCCAACAACGUUCAGUAAAGUUGGUCCUUUUGGGGUUCAGAUAACUGAUAACAAAGUGGGACUAUGUGAUUGCAGAUCUGAACUGCCAGAACAGCUGAAGGUUAAACUGAUGAUAGAUAUGCUCUGGAUCCCGUUAUACGGAGAUCAAAGGACAGAUCAGUUUGCCGAAUUGAAAAGAAGUGUUGAGAAGGAACUCAAACAACUCUUUAACUGGACGGAUAUACCGAUAUUACGGAAGAUAAACUCUGAAUCUUCAAAGUUGGAUGAAGGGUUGAAUGUAGAGGAGUUCUAUCCCUACUAUGGAUACACUGCACUCAGUCUGAACUUGAACCUAUCCGAGUCAAACUCUAACAAUAAACUUGCAACAGAGUCGGCAAUAGUGGAGAUACUAGAAAACUAUAUCAAUAACAAGACCGACAAGGUUGAGUUAUACUCCGGGUUCUCUAAACAUCUGUAUGAACCCUAUCCUAUAUCCGUGGAAAGAAUCCAACCAGAGAAAUAUGUUGGUCAACUUACUACAGCAUCACCCUUGGAGGAGGAUGAACUUGGUGAUCUAAGGUUCCUGUUCCUUCCAAUAGGGAUCGUAAUUCUCCUCAUAGGAGUGUUCCUGUUCCUGAAGUCCUGCUACUGUAGACAAUGGAUUUAAAUCAGUAUUUUUCAGAAGAAAAUAAUUUUUUGAUUGGGUUUAAAAUAUAAAACGUUAUCAUGCUACUAUAAAUCAAAACUCUUGUACUCUUAGGUUUAAGGAAAUAAAAUAGAAUAUUUGUAACUAAA
Molecule: messenger RNA, 1715 nt
Organism: Eurytemora carolleeae
Lineage: Eukaryota; Metazoa; Arthropoda; Copepoda; Calanoida; Temoridae
Product: chloride intracellular channel protein 6
Exons: 9
Coding region: 1-1587 (528 amino acids)
Source: RefSeq, a predicted model, not a curated record